AUGGACACCAACAGAGCCAAGCAGCUCGACACAGGCUAUCGGGCCAUGCCGGAGGAGUUCUACUUCGAGAGCCAAUUGCCUGUCGUGACACCCGAGAACCUGGAGAGCUGGAUGGAGCACAUGAGCAUCUACCAUGUGGACGUGCAGGAGCGCAUGUCCGGCAGCAGCAGGUUCUCUCGACGAGCUUCACUGCAGGGUCUCAUGGUUGGCUUUCCUGUGGACUAUCGAUACGGCUGGGACAUGUCUGACAGACACCACCAGAGGCUGCUGAGCACCUUUCGCGGCAAGUGCCACAUCGGCACAACCUUGUGGGCACCUACCUGUCAGCCAUGGUCUAUCGCCAGCAGGCACAAGGAUCCGGCUUCUCUGGAAAGCGAGAGAAGAUCACAGGCACCAGCUAUCAUCUUCAUGCUGAAUGACAUUAAACAGACAGCGGACACCGAGCAGCAGCAUAUCGUUGAGAAUCCACACAACAGCGAUUUCUGGAGCAAGUCUGACUACACAGGCGUGGUCGACAUGAACAUCAUGAGGAGCUACGCAGCAGACCAGUGCUCAUUCGGCGCGACCAACGAGCUCGGUGAACCAACUCGGAAACGGACACGACUGGAUUUUACAUUUUCCCUGAGAGCGAGCACACGACAUUGCAGAUGCAAGAUACCUCAUGGACACUUGACUGGUGCAGUCGACGGCAUCAAGCGCACAGCCAAGGCGGCAGUCUAUCCAAAGAAUUUCUGUGACGCUAUUGUGAAGGACAUCAUCAGGAUCGUGAGGCACCAGAUUCACUGGGGGUGCGAGAGGUGUCGGCUCGGCAACAAGACGGACUCGGAUCAUACUCGCAAGCCGGGCAACUGCAGGAGGCGGAUCACGAGCAAGCAGAGGGUGGAGGAGCCAGAGAUUGCUAUGAAGAAGUGGUACGACGUCAAGCCCAACUUCGAUCUCAGCAAGAUGGUCUCUCGCCUGAAGGAGGCUACCGACAAGAAGGAGAUCUUACGGUUGCUGCUGGGUUUUCACAUCAGGUUUUGGCACGCUCCCGUGCCGGACAUGAUCAUAUUCCUCAAGAGUGCAGAAUGCUGGAACAAGACGCUGGCCGCAGUCAUCACAAUGGUCUGUCUGGCCUGUUCUGUGUGCAGGGACUUGGCCAGACCUCUUACAAAACCACGAGCUGGAAUCACAAUACCAUUACGUUUCAACCACAGAGUUCAGCUAGACUUGUUCUUCAUGUGGGACAAGGUGUGGCUUCUGGUCAUAGACGAACUGUCCAGAUACAAAGUGGCGGACAUCGUCGCAGAUCGCACGCCCAAGGAGCUACUGACUACCUUGAUGAGGUCAUGGAUCAGAUAUUUCGGGCCCAUGCAGAUCAUGGUUCUGGACCAGGAAGGCGGCCUCGUCUCAGAGCUGUCUUCCCGAACAUGCGACAAGCUGAACAUCAAGCGACGAUAUGCCGGCACUGACGACCACACGAUGACCGGUCUAGUGGAACGUUGGAUUCAGCUGGUUCGACUCUGUGCCAUGAAGCUCAAGCGCACAUGCACCACGCAGGGGUUCGAGGUCUCGGACACGGACUUAGUUCAGGAGGCGGCCAUGGUUUCCAACAGCAUGGUCAGCUACGGAGGUCAGACGGCGACGCAAGUGGUCUUGGGCUUCACACCCAAUGACUACUACGACCUCGAGGCCACCACGUUGGACUCCGUGCAGAGCGCCGACGUGAGCUGCCCCGAUCCGUUCGAGGCAGCUGUCAGGCUUCGUCUUCUUGCGAAGGCAGAGAUGGCACGAGCGAUCGUUGAGGACAGAGUUGCACGAGCUAACAGGACACGCGUUCAACAACACGGACCCGAACAGGAGCUGAAGGUCGGGGAGUCCGUUGACAUCUACAGAGUACCAGAUCGCAAAGAUCAGCCAGGCUGGCGUGGCCCGGCUGAGCUCGUCAAGAUCUCGGAGGGCACGGCAAUAGUUGUCUGGAACGGAGUACCUUGCAUUCUGCCGGUGCGGUACCUCAGGAGGCAUCUGGUCGGCUUCCUAACGUAUCAGGCAACCAAUAUCUCCGAGCUCAAGACAGGCGACCAGCAGAUGCUCAACACUUUGGGCAAAUUGAUGGACAUCGUGGACGGCAGCAUCUAUGGACAAGUGACACGGCUUGGCAGGACAAUCACUCAGGAUGGCCAAGUCAAGUGCUCACCUGAUGCCAAGACACUGGUAAAUCUUCAGCCCUGGAAGUUGAGCAUGAUGACGUACAGAACGAUUUUCCACCUCAAGAGCCUGGACGGCAUAUUGUACGGCACGUCGCUGCGCAGGGUACCACCACUGCAUGCAGUUCGGUUCGGCCUACUUGUCUUGUGGGAACGAAAGGAUCGCACCAAUUACAUGACCUACGAGAUCGACCCGAGCAUGGGCGUGACAGUUGGCAGUCUGGCAAGUUUCAAGUGGGAGAAUACCUCGUUCAUGAUGUACUAUUCAAUACCAUCACAAUCGGAACCCUUCUUGGACGAGCACCACUUGCCAGACAUGAAUGAUCUUUCUCGCAUUGAGCCAGUACCCGAAUCGACGAUCGACGUGAACCGUGACGUUCAUGACAUGAUAAGCCUACUUCCCGACUUGGACGACUGGAUGGAUCAGGACGCCAUAGCCGACACACAGCCAACGGAGAAGAGUCAGCUUGAUCAGGCCACAGUCGACAGUCCUGGAGCAACACGGCACAAUAUCGACACCGGCAUCUACAGCAUCACAGACGAGACCGACACAGAUGACCUCGGCACC
This is a messenger RNA of Prorocentrum cordatum, 2754 nucleotides long. The record is from the annotation of a GenBank genome assembly. NCBI's taxonomy places the organism in Eukaryota, Dinophyceae, Prorocentrales, Prorocentraceae.